Pelecanus crispus (Dalmatian pelican) is the source of this 1645-nucleotide messenger RNA. RefSeq names its product NACHT, LRR and PYD domains-containing protein 3-like. The record is from RefSeq and is a predicted model, not a curated record. NCBI's taxonomy places the organism in Eukaryota, Metazoa, Chordata, Aves, Pelecaniformes, Pelecanidae. Gene Ontology annotation, cellular component: cytoplasm.
CAACACACCAGCCACCAUCACUGUCACCACACAGACGCUGUUUAAACCCAACGAAGAUGGGCAACCGAUGCAGGUGGUGGUGCUGGUGGGGGCCCCGGGGAUGGGGAAGAUGAUGAUGGUGAGGAAGGUGAUGGUAGAGUGGUUGGAAGGGAGCCUCUGCGCACAGUGUGAGUACAUCUUCUGCAUAGACUGUAAAGACCUUGCCAUUACCAAAGAAGCGAGCGUGGCAGACGUGGUUUCAAAACGCUGCCCUCACAAGUGGGCGCCAGCUGGGAAGAUGCUGGAUGACCAGAAGAAGAUCCUGUUCAUUUCUGAUGGCUUCGAGGCCCUGGGAUUUUCCUUGGUUCAGCCUGAAGAUGAGCUGAGCUCUGACCCCAGGGAAGUGAAGGCGCUGGAAACCACCCUGAGGAGCUUGUUGAAGAAGACUGUCCUCCCCGAGUCCUCCUUGCUCAUCAUCACGAGGCCGAUGGCUCUUCAAUGCCCUGGGCGGUGCCUGGAGGGUGAGUAUUAUGCGGAGAUACUGCGGUUUUCGGCAGCCACGAGGGAGGAGUAUUGCUAGAGGCAUUUUGAGAACGACAAUAAAGGCAACGUGGUCUUCAGGUUUGCCAGAGGCAAUGAGAUCCUCUACAACUUGUGCGUCAUCCCCAUCAUGAGCUGCACGGUCUGCACCAUCCUUGAACAAGAGCUUUACAAGAAGAAAAACCUCAUCAAGUGCUCUAAAGCUACCCCGCGGAUGAACGUCUUUUACCUCUCCCGGUUAAUGAAGUGCAGAGGCAGGGACAACCCGCAGGACCUCCAGCAGUUCCUGCACAAGCUCUGCUCCUUGGCUGCUGACGGUGUCUGGACGCACAAGGUCCUCUUUGAGGAGAAGGAAAUCAAGGAGCGUGGCUUGCACCAGCCAGAACUUCUCCCCCUCUUCGUCAACGAGAAGAUCUCAAAGAAAGGUGCAGACCAUGGGAACAUCUACAGCUUCACCCGCCUGCACCUCCAGGAUUUUUUUGCGGCCAUGUUUUAUGUUCUGGAGGACGAUGAGGAAAUGGCUGGGGACUCGGGGGCUCUCGUGAAGGACAUAAAUAUGUUAUUAGAAAGCUAUAGCAAGUCCAGGAAGGAUUUGAACUUAGUGGUGCGUUUCCUGUUUGGUCUGGUAAGCCAAAAAUCAAUAGAGUAUGCGGACGAAAUCAUCGGGUGCAGAAUUUCACCACGAGCCAGGGAAGAUGUGCUGAGGUGGCUUCAGGGGAGGCAUGAAGGCGUCUCCCGCCCCAGCCAAGCACUGACACUUUCAGAGCUGGACACUUUCCACUUUUUGUUCGAGAUGAACGAGAAAAGCUUUGUGCAAAGUGUGUUGGGUCAUUUCACCGACACAGACUUGCAGGACAUCAAGUUGACCCUGUACAACCAAACGGCUCUUUCCUUCUGCAUCAGGCAGUGGGCUGGGCUGGGCUGCGUCACCCUCCGGGGAUGUUCCUUCGACCAGCAGGACCCCAGGGAAGAGCUGGCCACAGCGCUGGCCCGCUCCAGUGCCUCGGGAGCCAGCGGACAUCCCCAUCCCUUCGUCGAGCAGCAGCAGGAGGAGCUGCUCUCCCCCAUGCACCUGCUCUGCCGGGCACCGCGGCACCGGAGCAGCAACCUGCGGACACUGCGGUAA